Messenger RNA from Onthophagus taurus, 1793 nucleotides. The record is from RefSeq and is a predicted model, not a curated record. NCBI's taxonomy places the organism in Eukaryota, Metazoa, Arthropoda, Insecta, Coleoptera, Scarabaeidae.
AUGGUUAAUAACUUUCUUGUAAAAUUAAUUUUGUGUGGGUUUUUAAUUUGUAAAGAAAAUUUCGUUGUGGGAGAUGAAAGUUCAAUAAAUUGCACCGUUGGUGAGCUUUUAUGUCCGAAUUCAACGAUUUGUAUCCCACAACAUAAAUUUUGUAACGUUUUAAUCGAUUGUCCGUAUGGGGCGGAUGAAAAUCCGAGUUAUUGCGAUGAUUACCAUUUGGAUGCAUUUUGGGAUCGGAUAUUUUCCAAAAACCCCAAAGCGGUUAACGACGAUUUGGAUGAGAGGUGCAAAUUUGAGUACGAAGGAAAGUGUUUGUGUCGCCAUCGCGAUUUGUUGUGCAAAAAUUUGGAAUUAAUCGAAAUCCCGGAUAUAAAAGAUUUUGAAAUUGAUAUAUUGGAUUUAUCCGGGAACACUUUCAAAGUUUUAAACAAAAAAUUAUUCGAUGAGGUCCCCAACAACGUUCAAAAAAUGGUUAUGAAGCACUGCGAAAUCAACGAAAUUAAAAGUUCCGCGUUUUUCGGGUUAACCCAUCUCAAAGAGAUAUAUCUAGAUAAUAACCGGAUACAAAGCCUGAUUGAUUGCAGUUUCGGCGAAAACAACAUCUUAAACACCCUGGUUUUAAGCUACAAUAGAAUCGCCGACGUCCAUGCGGACUUCUUUUGUAACUUAACUCGGCUACUUAAGCUGUUUAUUGGACUACCACCAUUUUUUGAGUUAUUAUUAUUAUUAUUUUCUAGCGUUUGGAUAAUAGCAACAGUAGGUUGUUUCGGAAACCUUUUAGUCCUAAUCGGUAGAUUCUUAGCAAAAACCAACAACGUCGUCCACUCACUUUACAUAAAAAACUUAGCCCUCUCCGACUUAUUAAUGGGCUUAUAUUUGUUCAUAAUCGCCAUUGUCGAUAUGAAAUACCGCGGCGUUUACGUCCAGCACGAAUCCGCUUGGAGGCACAGCAAAACUUGCAACAUUUGCGGAUUCUUAAGCACUUUAUCGUCAGUUUCAUCAGUAUUCAUCCUCUCACUAGUGACGUGGGAUCGAUUCAUCUCAAUCACAAAACCUUUAGCAAGGAAACAAGUUUCAGCGAAAACCGCAACGCUACAAUUAUUAAUUUUAUGGUUUAUAGCGGGAUUAAUCGCAUUUUUACCACUAUCAAAAAUCGAUCCAGAUUAUUUUAAAGAUUUUUAUAACACCAAUGGAGUUUGUUUACCUUUACACGUCCAUGAACCUUUUCAACAGGGUUGGAUUUAUUCAACGGUUAUGUUUGUAAUCAUUAACUCAUUGGCUUUAGUUUUCAUCAUUUACGCUUACGCCAGGAUGAUCCAUGAAAUUGAAACAAGCGGAUUAGCUUGUAGAUCAACCCAACAAAGCAAAGACAGAGAUAAAGUGGCGAAACGUUUCGGAAUAAUCGUAUUAACCGAUUGUUUAUGUUGGGUCCCCAUUAUCAUCGUUAAAAUAGCCGCGUUAUUAGGGGCCGAUAUUUCGAAAUAUUUGUACGCUUGGUUGGCGAUUUUUGUGUUACCGAUUAAUUCGGCGCUAAAUCCAGUACUUUACACCUUAACAACAUCAAUUUUUCAAAAACAAAUGAGAAAAUCGUGCGCUUUUUGUGUUAAGAGGCGCAAAAAACGCGAACAUCCUUCAGGGUAUGAUUCAGCGUCGAGUUUAAGUCUGGGUUUGUUUUCUUUGGGUGGAAAUAACCGCAGAGGAUUAAAUUAUCGGGGGACCCAAUCCAGUUUAAUGACAAGCAAAGAAAAUUCGAGCAAAAAACCAACAGCUGUUUGAUUAAUUCAUUAAUUAAU